AGUGGAUGACUCUUCUGCUAGUAAGAUGGACCACCCUGUUGGCGUUCUUCCAGAUAAGAAGUUUGAGGCAGACAAGAGGGGUGUGAAUCUCGGGGAUUUCAAUGAUAUGAUGCGGAAGGACCGGUCUGGCUUCCGUCUGCCCAAUUCCAAAGAGAUGGGAGCCGCAGACAGCGGGCCUUAUUUUGAGAAGCUGACUCUGCCUUUCUCCAAUCAAGACGGGUGCCUUGGGGACGAGGCUCCGUGCUCUCCCUUUUCUCCCUCCCCCAGCUACAAGCUAUCUCCCUCCGGCUCCUCGCUCCCAUCCGUGGGCCUGGGGGCUAUUGGUUCGGGCCUCAACCCCCAAACCUUCGCUGCUAGACAAGGUGGCAAUCACGGUCUGUUCGGGAACAGCGGUGCACAAUCGCGAGGCAUGCACAACCCUGUGCCAUCGCUCAACUCAUCUCCCAACCUCCGGGCACAAGUGCCUCCCCAGUUCCUUUCUCCCCAGGUCUCAGCCUCCAUGCUGAAGCAGUUCCCUAACAGCAACAUGAACCCAGGACUGUUCAACAUGGGGCCCCAACUCUCUCCUCAGCAGAUUGCCAUGCUGAGCCAGCUCCCUCAAAUCCAGCAGUUUCAGCUGGCCUGUCAGCUCCUUUUGCAGCAGCAGCAGCAACAACAGCAGCAGCAGCAGCAACUACUGCAGAAUCAGAGAAAGAUCUCGCAGGCUGUCAGGCAGCAGCAAGAGCAACAGCAAUUGGCUCGAAUGGUAAGUGCCCUCCAGCAGCAGCAGCAACAGCAACAGAGGCAGCCAGGUAUGAAGCACUCUCCCUCUCAUCCAGCUGGACCCAAGUCUCAUCUUGAUCCUGUAGGGCUCUCAGACAUGCAGUCCAAAGGGCACAUGCCUGGAUAUGGAUCAGGCUUCAGCUCAAGUGGAGUUGAUUAUGGAAAGGAGGCUGGGGUAGAAUCCCGUUUUAAGCAAUGGACGUCCAUGAUGGAUGGUUUGCCUUCCUCAGUGUCCCAAGAAGUCAAUCUAUCUAAGAAUGGCUCCAUUGCACCCCCUGGGAAGAAUCGUGGUGGUUCCCCCUACAACCAGUUUGACAUGAUGCCUGGAGAUUCUGUAGGAUUGCAUGGAGGGCCAACGGGUGACAGCUGGUUACCUGCCAAAUCACCUCCUUCAAACAAAAUGGGAAGCAAGUCAAUUAAUACCAGCUGGCCCCCAGAGUUUCAACCAGGCGUGCCAUGGAAAGGAAUUCAGAAUAUUGACCCAGAAUCCGACCCUUAUGUUACCCCUGGCAGUGUGCUGGGGGGUCCAGCCCCAUCUCCCAUCGUAGAUACUGACCACCAGCUACUGCAGGAUACCCCAACAGGUAAGUUGUCAUCAUGAUUAUACAAAGCUGAA
Molecule: messenger RNA, 1378 nt
Organism: Hyla sarda
Lineage: Eukaryota; Metazoa; Chordata; Amphibia; Anura; Hylidae
Product: trinucleotide repeat-containing gene 6B protein-like
Exons: 10
Coding region: 26-1363 (445 amino acids)
Biological process (GO): positive regulation of nuclear-transcribed mRNA poly(A) tail shortening; miRNA-mediated post-transcriptional gene silencing
Cellular component (GO): P-body; nucleoplasm
Source: RefSeq, a predicted model, not a curated record